UGUUAACAGCUGUUGGUCUGUUUCGCCUCAAGUGGAAAUCAUGACCAAGUGGUUUCUUGUGGCGUUGCUUGCCUUGGUCGGAGCUCAGAGUCCACCAGACAAUCAGGUGGCGGAGCUGACGACAAGAGUGGAGCAGCUGACUGCCAGGGUGGCACAGCUGAAGAUGGAGAGAGAUGCUGCUCUAAACUUCUCCCUCGCCUGUGGGCAGUUUUCCGCCGAUGACAAUCUGCUGCAGCAGCUGACAACCAGGGUGGAGAAAUUAGAAAGAGAAAGAAAAUUAAGAGAGAAACCUCGGGUGGCGUUCUCCGCUGCACUUAUUGAUUCUCGCAACUGGACCAACUUUGGGCCUUAUGCUGAUGACGAAACCCUGAAAUUGAAAAAGGUGAUAGCCAACAUCGGCGAAGCAUACAACCCAGAAACAGGUUACUUCACAGCUCCUGUAAAAGGAGUCUACUACUUCCGGGUCACCGGGGUCGUUGGAAGCACCGGGACUCUAAACGCAGGAGUGAAGAGAAACCGUGUAAACCUGAUUGCAAUCCACCAUAAAGCUGGAACUGACGCCAGCGCCUCCAACGCCAUGGUCCUGGAGAUGGAGAAGGAUGAUUUUGUUUUCUUUCAAAUGUGGCGCCACGGCCUGUCCAUCGCGGAUCAGGGCGGAAUCACCACCUUCACGGGCUUCCUGGUCUCUCCCAUGUAAAUGGGGCCUAAAAGCAUCCCAACGCUGCUCGACUUAUGCAAAACCAAUGAAAUGUGUACCCCCAUCUUGAUCCAAAAUGAAUAGUAAAAAUCCUUGUCGUACAAAGCCGGGUUUUUACUUCUUAAGACCCAAACUGUCUCACAAAAUGUAAAAGGAGAAGCUAAUGUUUUUAACCUAACACAUUGUAAUAAAACAUCUGGGCAAUGUUAAGGAAUAUAAAGGAAAACAUAGCA
Oryzias melastigma (Indian medaka) is the source of this 930-nucleotide messenger RNA. RefSeq names its product complement C1q-like protein 4. The transcript has 4 exons. The record is from RefSeq and is a predicted model, not a curated record. The coding region runs from base 41 to 697 and encodes 218 amino acids. NCBI's taxonomy places the organism in Eukaryota, Metazoa, Chordata, Actinopteri, Beloniformes, Adrianichthyidae. Gene Ontology annotation, molecular function: protein binding.